AUGUCUUUGCAAGCAGACGCUCGGCCUGCUGCCCAGGACGGCACAAUCGUCUUCUUCCAUCCCGACCUGGGCAUUGGCGGUGCGGAGCGGCUGGUAGUCGAUGCGGCGGUUGGGCUGCAGCAGCGCGGACACCCCGUUGUCAUCUUUACCAACCAUUGCGAUCGCAACCACUGCUUUGACGAAUGCCGCGAUGGCACCCUCGAUGUCCGCGUCCACGGCGAAUGGCCCAUCCCCAUGUCCGUCUUCAACCGCCUCACCAUCGUCUGCGCCAUCCUGCGCCACCUCCAGCUCCUCGUCCAGAUUGCCCUCUCCGGCGAACUCCAAGCUCUCAAGCCCCGCGCCUUUGUCGUCGACCAACUAUCCGCCGGCCUUCCGCUCUUGCGCUUCCUCUCCCCCGAUGCGCCGAUUCUCUUUUACUGCCACUUCCCAGACCUUUUGCUCGCGCAGGGACGGCAAUCCGCGCUGAAACGACUUUACCGACUACCUUUUGAUUGGAUCGAGGAGUGGUCUAUGGGAUUCGCGCAGGCUGUUGCUGUCAAUUCGGAGUUUACAAAGGGCGUUGUUGCGAGGACGUGGCCGCGGUUGAAGGAAAAGGUGGACACUAAAGUUGUGUAUCCAUGCGUGGACACAACGGUUAAGGAGGACAAUUCAUCUGGGAGUGAUGAAGCAUUGCUUGGCGGCAAGCACAAGGUCAUUCUCAGUAUUAAUCGAUUCGAACGGAAAAAGGACAUUGGACUGGCUGUCAAGGCCUUUGCUGCUAUUCCUGAGGCGGACCGCCGAGGAGUGCGUCUUAUCCUAGCAGGUGGCUACGAUCCUCGAGUUGCCGAAAACGUCGAAUACCACACCGAGCUCGAGACCCUCGCCUCCUCCCAGUCUCUCAAACAUCACACUGUCACAUCCUUCGACACCACUUCACUUUCCUCCAUUCCCAGCGAUGCUUCCGUCCUCUUCCUCCUCUCUAUACCAAACUCUAUCAAAACCUCGCUCCUGCGCGUAGCUCGCCUCCUAGUCUACACCCCCUCCAAUGAGCAUUUCGGCAUUGUGCCCCUCGAGGCCAUGCUCGCUCGCGUGCCCGUUCUCGCUGCCAACACCGGCGGUCCCGUUGAGACAAUACGAGACUCGAAAACCGGCUGGCUGCGCGACCCUGAUGAUAUUGAAGCGUGGUCUAGCGUCAUGCGUAAUGUAUUGGAGAUGCCUGACCAAGAUAUUCGUCGCAUGGGCGCUGAUGGCGAAGAGCGUGUGCGGUCUCUAUUUGGUCGCGAUAACAUGGCAUUGCGUCUUGAAACGUCUAUAAAUGAGGUUCUCUCUCAGAAGCAUGCACAACCAUCUUUACUAAUGCUAGUUGGCAUUGUGAUUUCUCUAUUAUUAGCCGUAUUGGCGAUAUACGUCCAGUUUUCAUGAUUAGCCU
Messenger RNA from Trichoderma asperellum CBS 433.97, 1408 nucleotides. RefSeq names its product Alpha-1,3-mannosyltransferase-like protein (gene ALG2). Gene Ontology annotation, cellular component: endomembrane system. Lineage: Eukaryota; Fungi; Ascomycota; Sordariomycetes; Hypocreales; Hypocreaceae. The record is from RefSeq and is a predicted model, not a curated record. Gene Ontology annotation, molecular function: alpha-1,3-mannosyltransferase activity; GDP-Man:Man(1)GlcNAc(2)-PP-Dol alpha-1,3-mannosyltransferase activity.